This is a messenger RNA of Gryllus bimaculatus (two-spotted cricket), 1182 nucleotides long. The record is from the annotation of a GenBank genome assembly. NCBI's taxonomy places the organism in Eukaryota, Metazoa, Arthropoda, Insecta, Orthoptera, Gryllidae.
GGCGGCUGCGGCGGCGGCGACCGCGGGGAGGAGCUUCCGAGCGCGUCGCGAGAUGGCGCCAGGGGCGCGGCGUCGACGCCCGGCGCCGCCCCGCGCCAGUCGCUCGUCGCCGCUGCCGCCGCGCGGGAGGGCCCUGCUUUGGAGCUGCGUCGCCCCGCUGCCGCCACGAGGAGCCGCGCCGCCGCCGCCGCCGCCGCCGCCACCGCCUCCUGCGUCUACAUCGCCUACCGGCACGCCGACCCGCACCGUCAAACAGACACAGACAGACCACAGACAGACACAGACAGAACACAGACACAGACAGACACAGACAGACACAGACAGACACAGACAGAAACAAACAGCACAACAGACACAGACAGACAACGACAGACACAGACAGACACAGACCCCAGACACAGACAACACAGACCAGACACAGACAGACAACAGACAAGACACAGCAGACACAGCACAGACACGACAGCACAGACAGACACAGACAGAACACAGACAGAACACAAGCACAGACGACCAGACAGACACACGACAGACACAGACAAGACACAAGAACAGACACAACAGACACAAGACAGACACAGACAGAACACAGACAGACCAAAACAGACGACAGACAGACCAGAACAGAACGCAACAGACCGAGACAAGAACCCAGACAAACAGCCGAGACAGAAGCACAGCAACACGACGCGACAGGACAGACACGAACAGACAGCACAGAACGAAAGACAGCACCAGAGCAAGCACCAGCAGACAGCACACGAGGACAGACCACAGACCGGAACACGGGAGAACCAGCCAGGAAGAGGCAGCACAGACGGCCAGACAGAGCAGACAAGACAGAGAGACACCGACGAGAGACAGACAGAGAGACAGACAGGAGAGACAGACAGAGAGACAGACAGAGAGACGGAGACAGAGAGAGACAGACAGAGAGACAGACAGAGAGGACAGACAGAGAGGACAGACGAGAGCAGACGAGACGAAGGAGAGACAGACAGAGAGACAGACAGAGAAGACAGAACAGAGAGAAGACAGAGAGACAGACAGAGAGACAGACAGAGAGACAGGACAGAGACAGACAGAGAUACAGCGAGGAACAGACAGAGAUACAGACAGAAACGCAGAACAGACAGAGUUACAGACCAGAGAACAGACGAGAGACAGACAAGAGACAGAUAG